AUGCACCCGCAGGAGUUUACUCACACCGCUUUGGAGACAUUUCAGGACGAUAUCUUUCGUCCAGGUGGUCGAAUCUUCGUGCCCGCAUGUCCAGAAAUUCACACUCACGAGAGAGUGAGGCGCCACAUCUUCGAUCUGUGUCCCAGAGCCGUUGUUGUCGUGUUGAACGGGGAAGAGAAGAGUCUGGUGUGGCAUGCACGUUCCAGAGAGACCAGAUCCGUCGAGGCUUCGGAAACGACUGCAAGAACACUGGAUCUCCGCAAGUUCACCCUCGAAAAAGCGGUGAAGGCAGACAGAUCUGAAGAACCGAGGCCGCCUCCGCAACAAGCGCCAUUGGAAGUCUCGGAUAAAAUCGCGCUUGCGAUGGAGAGAUAUGGGCUCGAGGAUCGGCCGCUCCUGAUUACCGGCUACAUCUGUGUCGGCAUGGGGCAAACGUUGUUGAACGCCCAGAAAAUGGGCAAUUUCACCCAUGCAAUUCUUCCCUCGCGGGAAGGCAUGCGCAACUUGUUCAUGAAGACGACUCCAGAGGUGCUGUAUCAGGAAGCAGGCCGUGUCACAGGGCGGAAGCACCAGAAUCGUACUCAAAUAUUAUGUCCGCCGAGCAUUCGUGACAACUUCGUACGAGAGGAGCAAAAAGCGAUUGCUGUGAUGGAUCAUGCUCGUGGAGGAGACCCACAUCCUGUUCUUCGGUUGCGUCAGGAGAAGCCAUAAAAAUAAUUGACUCGUGAUCAAACUUGACGGGUUCAAGUGUCGUGUUGCAUCCGUCUACGUAGUUGUUGUUGUUGAACAAGGAAAUUGAUUCACAUUGUUAAUUGAUUUAUGGCGAUCCUGAGCAACAAGCAGGGAUCGACGGAAUGAGAAUUAGCAUUUGUCGAUAAUGCACGAAGCCGAUACAUAAUCUGUCAUUUUUGAAUAUUUCAUGCGUAGUCCUCUCAAACUAACUCAACAGGAGAUAGGAUCAUGGAGGUAACUCGGCGUACGUAAACAAGAGAAAAAUUUUGAUGGGAAAAUGAACAGAGGGCAGCGUUUGCCAUUUAUGAUGCCGCCUUUUGCUUCGCACAAGUAGAACAUACUACUCAGGCCUUCAUCUUUACGUGGCAAAACGCACAGGUAUCGAUGAAGUCAAAUUUCCUUGUGAUUCAACAAAAGUGUUAUCUAUGUUACUGAAAUCUGGACAAACGAGAAAGUUGUACUUGAGCAUAAGCUAGGGCAGAAAAUGUUCUCUGAUAGUGCCACAUGAAUAGAUCCGUCCUGAGCCACAGCUGACGAAGAUGAGGCGUUUG
Molecule: messenger RNA, 1283 nt
Organism: Amoebophrya sp. A25
Lineage: Eukaryota; Dinophyceae; Syndiniales; Amoebophryaceae
Source: the annotation of a GenBank genome assembly